GAAACUCCCCCCUCGGCCGCAGCGUCCCCUCCUGUCAGCCCUCCCCUCGGCUGGAGAGGGAGGCGGCCUCAGGCUUCUCUUGUGGAGGCCUCGUCGCCCUUGUUAUUCGGGAACGACUUGGAUGGUCCACGGCCUCGGGCAGGAUUGCCAUGUAAGGGGCGCGCUCUGGCUUCUAGUGGGUUGCGACAAAGGCUCUUUGGCUGAAUUCCUGUCGCACAGGUGUUAAAAGGGCAAGAAGUCGUUUAGAGGAAAAGGUGGCACUCCUUCCUCGACCUUUUUUCUUGAACAGUGCAAGUCUAUAAGAUUAUUUAUUCUUCCAAGUGAGCCUUGGAGCGUUUGGCAAACCAAAUGCUAAAGUGUGACAUUUUUAUGCCACCACGCUCAUACCUUCCAGGUUUUGUGCAGUUCAAAAGCAUGUCAAAGUGCAAGUAGAUAAAUAGGUACCGCUCCGGCGGGAAGGUAAACGGCAUUUCUGUGUGCUGCUUUGGUUCGCCAGAAGCGGCUUAGUCAUGCUGGCCACAUGACCCGGAAGCUGUAUGCCGGCUCCCUUGGCCAAUAAAGUGAGAUGAGCGCCGCAACCCCAGAGAAAUUCACGACUGGACCUAAUGGUCAGGGGUCCCUUUACCUAAUAGCUUACAGAAACUUUUUUGUGUAUGUAAACAAUUUAUGAGUAUGUUAGUUCUUCCAGUUCAUCUAAUUUCUUCAUGUGUUUUUCUUCAGGUUAAAUAUACCGGACACUAAUUUUCUUGUACUGGAUACAAUAAAUUGCCAAGAACUGGUAUAUAACUCCAAAAGAAUAAUUGGUAAUUAAGGCUGGCAUCCUGCAUGCAAGUUGCUUAAGUUCCUUUGAAGGGAAUGGGAUUCUGGCUGAAAGCCCAAAUACAUUUAUAAGGGGCAAGUCCAGUCUUGUCCAAAAGCACUUACCAACACACCAGGAGCAAGGAUGAUUUUCAUAUUGAGGGGCCAGAUAACUUUGUGUUGUGAUGGCUUACAGUGUAAUCGCAUGCAGAGUUGGUGCACCUAUGGUAAUUAUUCAUAACACAGCAGCAAGAUGUUUACUUGCUCUGCUUGCAUGUGCUCAAAGACAUUUAUUUGAUAAAAUUAGCAGUUUCUUUACUAGAAAGACAGCCUGCAACUAUUUUAAAUAAAUGUUUAGGUAAAGAUAACGGUGAAGGACCCCUGGACAGUUAAGUCCAGUUGAAUUCAACUAUGGGGUGUGAUGCUCAUCUCUCCUUUCAGGCUGAAGGAUCCGGCGUUUGUCUGCAGACGGCUUUCCCAGGUCAAGUGGCAAGCAUGACUAAACCGCUUCUGGCGCACAGAAGACCAUGAUGAGUGCCAGAGUGUAUCUACUCGUGCUGGUGUGCUUUCAAACUGCUAGGUUGGCAGGAGCUGGGACAAAGGGGGGUUACUCAGAGGUAAAUCCCUUGUGGAACUGAAGUUAGUGAACUCAUUCAAGAAAGUAGUCUAAAAUGACAUGUUAACUAACCGAAACACAUACCGUAGAUAGGAACAGAUAAUAUGGAUUACUUUUCCCUUAGUGUAAUAAUCAUAGAGAGAGGCAUAGGCGCAAACUCCUAGAGGGCAAGGGGUAUUCGGCCACCCCAAUAAAAUAUUUGAGGGGGCCAGCCCUCAAAUGGUGUGCAUGCACUGCAUCAUGUGAUUGAUUACCUCCACCCCCCACAAUAUUUUAUACAAGUUGCCCCCCUGGAGCGAGGGUAGUUAAAUAUUGGUACAAUUGACUUUUUAUGCUUAUACAUAGAAGAGUGAUACAUUUAAGUGUUUGUCUAGAAUCUAGAUCAAUAUUUAUGUAGAACAAUGAUGUAGCAGUUAUUCCUACCUCAUUAAUCUAUGUCAUUAUUUAUUAAAUUUCUACCCCAGCCUUCAUCUCAAAGGACUCCAGGGUGACAAACGCCAAAAUCUUAAAACAAUAAUAGUAAGAGGAUACAAGCUUCUGUAAGUACCAGUACAGAAGAUUAAAGUAUUAUCUAUCUAGUUAGUGAAGAAUCAAAAUAGGACUCUGAAAUAACAAGCUGGGUUAAGGGUUUCCAUAAGUCUGUUAUCUCCAAGGGUAAAACAAAAUCCAGGUGAUUUCUUUUUUACCCUUUGGAUAUCCAAUCUGUGGAUGCUGGUUUGCCAUUUCUGACUGCUGCCUGGGGAGCAAAGCCAAGAGUUGACUGUAGCCAAUCAUUUGCUGUGUUCCAUGAUUUCUCACUUCCCGUAUGGUUUUGCAUUCACCAUUUCCCAUCAGCCUGAAGACAGUUACUGAAAGGGGUGGAAUUCCCAAGAGACCUCCUGUUCUUUCUCUUCUACAGUCUCUGGAUGAGCAGCCCAGCAUUGUGGUUCCCCACUGCGCCCUCUGUUUUCUGCUAGCAGGAUUUCCAGCAGAAUGACAACAAAGCCGCUGCCUGCUCUUGAAAACUGCAUUUGGUAGGGUUGGGGGAAGGAGGGAGAGUUGCUGUUUUCAGGAAAUGAAGCAGGAAGUCUGAUCAAAAACUGCACACACAAAAGGCAGCUUAACUAAAAAGAAGGUAAUAUUUUCCCCUCACCCUCUGAUUAGUUUGGUUUUUAAAUUUCUGAAUUCAGGUUAGUAGGACUAGCUAGGCAUGAAUUUAUAGUGAAAAUGAUUUUUUUGCUCUUUUUAAAAAAAGGAAAAAAUGGAUAUAUAAACAAUAUUAUUUUAAACCAUUUUGGAGUCUGUCCUGUAGCUUGCAUGUUGGAUGACAGGCUGGGAUAUAGGUUAAUGGGAUAUUUUACAUUUCCCCCAGCUUGUGAAUGUUUUCCAGAGGGAUGUGGAUGGCAGUAGGCUUUGAUGGAGUUUAAAAGAUUAACAUAAUCUAUGUAUAUAUGGCUUGCCUAAACAGAAACAGGUCUGACUUCAGCUUUACAUUUUCAUUCAUAUACAAAGGUUUGCAUAUUCUGUUUGAUGCUGAUCUUUUUUUCCAGUGUGUGCACUGGAAAUGGGUGAAAAAUAAACUGAUAUGGCUGUUUCUAAAUUACAAAAUCCUUGCCUGUGUGUGGACCUGUAGUGGAAGUGCUAACUACAAUCAUUGUAGCAAGUACUGCCAGAUGUUUCCUAUUUCAAGGUAUAUACCUUAUUAAAAAUGCUUUGCUUUUGUUUCAGAUUAUCACAAGUCUAUAUAAGAUAAAGGAAGUGAUCUGUUUCGCAAGCUGUUACAAGCUAACUCAUACAAUCAGUUGAGCUAUUGGCCUCAUUCUUUGAUAAACUUUCACUUGUUGACAAUGCUUGAUGUCAAAAAACUGUUUUGCAAUUAAGAGCUAAUUUAUGCCAUGAUUCUAUAUUUUCCUUUUUAGUUCCCUUAGAAAAUGGGUUACACCUUAUGGCAAAAGAUGGUCUGAAUUAUUUGUUGUAAACACAAAACUCAUGUUUCCACUCUAUUGCAAACCUUCCUAAUAGGAGUUGAAUAACAGUAUGCCAAAUCACAAUUUGUACUUGAGACAAAUGGCCCCAGUUUGGGACAAAUGGCCCCAGACAAAUCUACCAGGGUGCUUGGAGAAAUCAGGGGACAAUUUUAUUGUUAAAGAACUGGCAUAAAACUUUUUGUACAGUGUUUAAAAGAGAAUACAGGAAAACAUGCAAGCCCACAUUCCCCACAAGAUUUCAGGGAUUUAGCAAUAGAGACCUUGAUCCAGCUCCAGUUGCGAGGAACUAGUUGCGUGAUUGGCCCUGGGUAGGGACGUGCAUUAACUAUGUGUACAGAAGGCUGUUUAUUUUCAUGCAGUUUGUUUCUAAUACUCUGGUUAUGUUUACAUCUCAGUCUCCACACAUACAUACCCCACUGUUCCAAUGCCUGUAGCUCUGAGAGCUGAUUAAAUUUUGUAUAAAAGACAGCUGAAUUCUUAUGAGAUGAAGCAUUUAUGGAUCCAAGAAUGGUGGUGCUGUGCCAGAACUGACAAUGCCUGUCUGUAUCUGGUCAUAAAUAUAUAGCAUCGUAUCUCUUAGUUCUUUAUUUGGAUGUUGUUCUGUGCCAUACUCUUUGCUGGUUUGCAAAGAAUUCAUAGCAAGUAUUUAAUUAUGUCAAUGUAAGCUGUAUCUCACAGCAAUUUCACACUUUGUGGCAGCUGGGUAGUGUUUUCCUCAGUACACAUGUAAAGUGUGAAGGUCAGGCACCUCUAAAAAUGAGACGUGACUCUUAGAUAGUACAACUCAUGGCAUUCUGGGAAUGUUAUCAGGCUUCUGUAAUUCUGGCUUGCACAUAAUUUGCAACUUGCAGGAAGAGACAUAUAUCAUCAUGAUUAGCAUUUUAGUUAUGAAGGCCAGGAUGGAUUCUAUAAUGUAAAUGGAAUGCACUUGAUUAUAAGGCUGAGCACUCUCAAGAUGGGACAGGCAUGGACUUCUUGUUGCCUCUCCCAGCUUGUGUGCAUGGCCUGCUGAUCUCCCUCACCCUGUCACUGUGUGCUGACAUCAUGUGCUGUGAUUAGAAAGACUACUGGAGGGAAACAAACAUGGCCACACAUCCUUUAAACAGUUGCCAUGUUUGUUACUCUGUGGUAAUUGAAUGCAGAUGAUACAUUUAACCAGGUUCAUGUAUUUGGAUCUAAUGAGAGUCAAUUUAAAAGGUACUCAGAUCUGUGGAAACCUGACAAAUGAUUUUGCCACCUUAACCUAGAUGGGUGUGUGUGUGUGUUUGCCUAUAUUGUGCUAUGUACAUUUUUUAAAUAUAUCACUGGGAUGGUUCUAGGUUUUUCUGUGCUGUAACAGAAACCAGGACAGUUGGAGGAGGGAGGCUAUUUCAGGGAGCUGCAGCAUCCCUUCUGAGGUAAUCCUCAGACUGGGGGAGGGGGAGGCUUUUGUAGGUGCUUUGCUGGGAGGGCAUUUUUUAAAAGCUGCAAAGCUCAGUGAGGGAAGAGGAUUAGUGUGAGAGAGCGAGUGAGCUGCUGGCUGGUUUUACUAGGAUCAUCCAUCUGCUCUGUGCUUUGGGCAUAUUGAAGUGGGCAGUCUCACUUUGCUUUCCUCAUCUCCUCCUCAGCUGUGUGAUUAGGGCCCUGCGCAUCUGUAAUUAUCCAGCCAGACUGCAAAGCCGCUUGCCACACUUUACAGCACUCCAGGCCACCUCCACACCGUGGAGCAAUGGCGCUCCGGACUGUGCUAGAGACUGUCGAAAGUGGGGAGCAAGAUACUAUUCUCAAGGUGCUGCAGAUCUACAACCAGGAGGUGAGUAUUCAUUGGAAAUUGUUUGGCUGAUGUCAGUCGGAAGGAUCAGCUGGAGAAUCUGUGCUGGUGCUUUGGUGCCGUUCCCCAUAAGCUGCCUUCAGUUUUAUCUGCCUGCAUUGCUUCAACAAAAUGUUGUUAACCUCUGCAAGCAAGUAUCUUUUUUGCCUUUGCAAAAAGUAGGUCUUUUGCAUAUUGAUUGUUUGUGACUGCACUCUCCCUUUUUUCCUGUAUGUAAUGGGGGGCUUGUGCUGCUUUGGCCAGAGUCAGACGUGUUGGAAAAAUCGAUGUUAGCAGUGAAGGACGGAUUUUGGAGAGCAGAAGGGAAAGGAGGAGCUUUAUGUGGCAAGCAGAUGUGUGGUAUUAACAAACAGGCAGCCCCAGGAGGAGCUGUAUGUGGAAUAGAACUACUGUGCGGUGUGCAAUUUUAGAUAAUUAAAAAAUCUCUUAAUGAAGGGAUUGCCAUAGAUAUGGCAUUUGAAAACUGAUGGGGAAGAGAGGAAAAACAAUGAACAUGGUGAGAACAAGCAGUCUAAGGCACUAACCAUUAGAUUUGUUUCAAAAUGACACAAGAACCAGAUACUUCAAUGAUAAUCAUAUCUGAGAACUUGGAAUCAAGCUCCUGUGAAUGUGUCAUUAAUUUACAGGCAGAUGCAUCAGGAAUACUUUUGGUUUACAUAUCUAUGUGACUCCCCUUGUGGUAGACCUUCAAACUAGGUGGGAAAUAAGCAAAGCUGCACAUUUUAUAUGUAGCAUAAAUUGUAUUUCCUCAGAGGAAAAAUAAAUGAGUUGGCAAACUGCAUGUAUUUAUUUGCAUAUGAAAUCGUCUUACACUGUGUCAGAUCAUUGGUCUUUAAUCCAGCAUUUGUUUACUUCAGCUCACAACGAGUCCUCGACCAGAGGUCUUUCCAAGUCCUGACCUGAGAUGCUUUUUAAUUAGAGAUGCUGGGAAAUGAACCUGGGAACUUUUGCAUUAAGAGCUUGUGCUCCACUGCUGAGCCUUCCCCUUGUUUUGCUGUGGCAAAGAUUCCAGUUGUAGCAAUGACAACAUGAAUAAAACAGAGACUGGUAGAUAAAAUAUCAGCUUCAUUAGCAGAGAAAAAGGUUUAAACCUUUAGAACUCCGUUCAGGAUAUAUGUGUAUGUACUGUAUGGAUGCAUUUGUAGGCGAUUUUGGAUAGAGAAAAUCAAUAUUCUACCUGGAAGCUUAGAGAACAAGAGCUUUGUAAACAGAAAGGCCACCUUUUGGUGUUUCUCCAUCAGUGUUUGGAAGAGCGACUGCCAUUCUCUGAGCACCCAGAAAUGCUUCACUGUUGUCUCUCAGUAUGGAAAUAGUUUAAUGCUGAGAUAUUUUAAGAAUUCAUGAGAGGGAACUCCAUAAGAGGAAGCACAGCAGAUAAAGCAAAAGUCAUGCUUACCAAAAACUUCUUAGUUUUUACCAAAAAAAAAUCUUAGGCAUGGUGACAGAAGAAUAUAAAAGCUAUACACCUAACAGUGACAUUUGUGCUCCACUUCUCAGCUGUCAUUGCCAAGCAGCUACCAGUGAAUCGAGUGCAGCUAGUAGGCUUAUUCAACAACUGAGGGAACAAUUAUGUGAAUUUCAUUUUUCUUUUUCUUAAUGAUGUUUGCAUAUAAAUCAGACAGUAUAUGAAGCAGCAGCAAAGGCUAUAGAACUUUGUUUCUUCGACAUGAGUGAUCUCUGUUUGAUGUUGAGAAGGAAUACUUGGGAGAAUAUGAACCCAGAACCAAGAUAUUGCUAGGAGUUUUUGAACGGUAGUGUGGGAAACCCAUGAGAUCCUUGGAAACUUAUUAGGAAUCCUGCAAUCAGAAGAUCAAGAAUGGUGGGCAAGCUUUCCUGAAGAAUGGCUUGCCAACCAUUGCUGAUCUUCCAUUGCAAUGUAAAACUGAAGGGAUGCAUUAGUGUGUUCUAGAGUGUGUUUUUAAUUCCCACAGGGCAAUGAUGAGAUCCAGUAGGCUGUCUUAGAGCACUGCAUGAAUGGACUGCCCAUCUUAGGACAUGCAUCAUAAUAUUCUACAUUGUAGGGGUUUCCCUUCAGCAAAAUUAACAUGGGUUUCCCUGAAAGUAGACAAUUUGAAAACUACAGUCAUAAUCAACAUGGCUACUCAGGUGGUAAUAGGCCAUUCUUCCUGUAUCUCUCCCUCCUCCUUACCCCAGCAAAACAAGAUGGUACAAAAUAUGGUUUAGUUCUUUGUCUGCAAUAGCAAACAGUGUAUGAUUCAAUGGGCAGGGCUGUCUUUCAGAGAAGCUUGCCCAUCAUUACCAAUACAGAGGUACCUAAGGUUACAAACACCUCGGGUUACAAACACUUUGGGUUACAGACUCUACUAACCCGGAAGUAGUACAGUAGUACCUCGGGUUAAGAACUUUGCCCCAGGAUGAGAACAGAAAUCGCACGCCGGUGGCAGUGGGGCUGCAGGAGGCCCCAUUAGCUAAAGUGGUACCUCAGGUUAAGAACAGUUUCAGGUUAAGAACGGACCUCUGGAAUGAACCUCCAGAACGAAUUAAGUUCAUAACCAGAGGUACCACUGUAUUCUCAUUGAUAAUGUUGUUCUUCAUCCUCCCCUCCCCGCCCCCAUAUCUUCCCACGUGGAAUGUGAGCCACUCUGAGGACUCCAGUCCAAAAGUGAAAUACAUAUCUAAUAAAUUAAAACUAUUGUAGAUCCCUUGAUAGGUUUUCAAGGAACCUCAGAGUACCAUAGAACAGAGUUUCAGAAACCAUUGCUGCUGCUAAUAAAACAUAUUGCAAGAUCUGAAGCAUAAGGCCUCCUGAUCAUUAAAGAAAUCCUCUUCAUACAGCCAAAAUGUGUUGUUAAAUCAUUCCUAAAUUUGGAAUCUUAGUAUUCCAUUUCAUUUCUAUAUGAUAGGAUUGAGAGAGGUGAACAUGAUUUUGGAAAGUGCAUAGAUGAGUGUGAACAAGACCUGUCAACAGUGAUUUGCCUGUGUCUGUUUGAGAAUCAUCUUCAUAUAUAGCAAAAGUGAAUUUGCUAAAAAAAAUUACAUUGUGAUUAUGAAAUGUUUACAUAGUAGUGUAAAAUUAAAAAAGAAUCUAGAAGACUUUAAAAAGCAAAUGGACUCGAAUUUUGGGUCUUUAUUUACAAUUUCCCAUGUGUUCUUCCUUCAGGAAAGCUGGCUGGGCUGUGUGAACUGUCUUGUACUGAGGAUUGCCCUUGAAUGUAGUAAUCUUUUGAGUGGUAGUUGACAAUUCAGGUUAGAGCCCUGUGUGCUCCCCUAACACUUCAUUGUGGAAAAAAUGUCACUAUCUACCCUCACUUAAAAUGAUUGUAAGGUUAUCUCAGGACAGUUAAUUUCAGUAGAACAAGAUGUGGAGAGUGUAGGACUGCAUUAAAGAUUUUAGAUUCAUACAGUGUAAAUGGAAGAAAAAAACCAUAGUGGUAUGAGAUGAAGCUGUCUACCUGCCUUACCAUAACAAUUAAUCUUUUGCUGAUGUUUGGAUGUCUCGGUAUCCUGGUACCUCAAGACUGAAUAGGUAUGCUUUGAAAUGACCCAAUGAAUUUAAUUCAAAGUUUCCAACUUUUUAAGUAUGUAUAGCAUACUUUAAAAAUGGACUCUAGAUAUUUUCAGUGCCCAGUGUCUCUAAUUCUGUGUAGGAUUUAAUGUGACCCUUACUGGUCACGCCUAACAUGCUAGGUUCUGUACAUUCUAGUUUAUUAAGCUCCUUAUAAUGAAACAAAUCAUGUAACAUACUUUUGAACAUUAUGAUCAGUAGUGGCUAGCUAGGGAUUUGCAUAAGUGACAUAUAUACACAUUCCAAAAUCUUGGACCAUAACUAGGCUUGUUUGUGGGAGCAUCCCUUGAGCAGAGUUCCUCUUUUGCUGGCAGGAGCAUCUCAUGAAUGGGCAAUGGAACUUUCCUCACUUUCCCCCUGCAGUCCCUUAUGCCUUACAAAAUCUGCUCUAGAAGGUUGGAAGACUCUCCAGAGAAGCAUGAGAGAGAGUGCAGGGGGUUGCAGCAGGAAGGGAGAAUUAGAGAAAAUUGCCUCUUCCGUCUUCCAUGUUGCAGACUCAUAAGAAUUUUUACUCAAAUAGAAAUUGGCUACAAUAAUAUAUUGAAACUUCUUGUUCCAAAGUCAAGAGAAACUAAUUAGAUUGUCAUUUUCUCGUGAAGACAUCAGAAUGGAGAACCGGUUUUUUUGUGUUGUUCAAAUGAGCACAUCCUCAAUGGCUUCAAAGGGCUUUCCAGAUGCAAGUACUUUAAGGACUGCACCCCAAAGUUGCUUUGUUUUGCGUCUUAUAUUACUUCAGAAUUGCAUCCUAUGUAUCUUUUGAUGUUUUCUUCAGCAUAGCCUUAUAUGAAACAGUAGAAUUGUUCAGAGCUGCACAGUUUCCUUAUACAGUGGUACCUCGGGUUAAGAACUUAAUUCAUUCUGGAGGUCCGUUCUUAACCUGAAACUGUUCUUAACCUGAAGCACCACUUUAGCUAAUGAGGCCUCCCGCUGCCGCCACACCACUGAAGCACGAUUUCUGUUCUCAUCCAGAAGCAAAGUUCUUAACCCGAGGUACUAUUUCUGGGUUAGCGGAGUCUGUAACCUGAAGCGUCUGUAACCUGAGGUACCACUGUAUCAUAGCUUUCAUAUGCUCCUCAGUAUGAAUUUACCAGUUUAAGCAUGUUUCUUGCUUAACUUCUCACUGCUUUAUAGUGUUCACUGGAGUUGCAUGCUGUAGGACUAGGUGUUCAAAAGAAAUCAGUUGAUUAUCACUUGCUUUAAAAUUCCUCUCGCGCUUUUAGAAUAAGUUUAUUUUCUUAGUACAUAUCUGUUGUCUCUGUUUCAUCUCAGAAAUCACAGUGUUUCACCUUUGAAGAUGAGGAACAGGAAGAAAGGAGGGUAAGUACUUAUUUUCUUAUUUUGCUUACUCCAUCAGGAUCACUGAGGCUGUGAGAUGGUGACUUGCCCUUGACAUUGAAAGCACUGAAUUCCUCCUACAUGCAUGGAAGCUUUUACUUCUGAACAAAAGUGUCUAGUUCAAAACCAUGCUUCAUGUAUAUUAUGGUCCUCAAGAAGUAUGAAAUCAUCCUGGUAGCAGCUAGAGGCUGAUGGUGCUGAUUCAUAAAACCACAUGCUGGUUAAGAAGCAGAGUACAGUUUGAUAGUGAGGCACCUGUUGCAUUCAGGUCCCACUUCUUUUGUUAACCCCCCCCCCCCUGCCAGUCUUGGAGCCGUGAGAUGAGUAGCAAAUAAUCUACUUGACUAGUGGUUGUGUGAUGUGCUUAUACAGAAAGGCCUUUCUAUGAGGAGGCACAAUCACAAUAAAUAAUGGGAGCUCAGUUCCCUCAUGAAGUUUCCUUGAUGAGGCAGCAGUGCUAAGCCAAUUACAUCAAACCAUAAGUCCUGUAAAGCUGUAGCAUUUGUGAUCCUUCUAUAUCAACAUUUCUGUUGAUAUAGGUCUAAAAGGUCUAUUUAAAAUACUAUAGUUAACUUUUAUUUAACUUAAAAUAAUAUGAACAAUUACUAAUGAUAAGUAUAACCAAUCUUAUUAAUACUAUUAUGAUAGAUAGGUAAUUAUUUGAUUAUUAAACAUUUAUUUAACUAUUUUAGAUAAUAAAAAGUACUGUUGCUGUUUUUAACGGGCAGUUUUAUUAACGUGUUUUUUACCUGCUUGCUUUAUAGGUGGUAAUUUAUGUGUAUGGGAUUGUUUUAUGUUGUAUUUUUAUCUUGUUAUUGGGCAACUUGGGGGUCAUUAUGUGGAAAGGCAUGAUAUAAAUUUAAUAAAUAGGGUCACACAUUGGCAAGCACAUUUUCAGUAGGUGCACCAGCCAGUAUAAUUUUAUCUGUUCAAGGAAGCUUCCUUGAGUUUUACUGCAUAGCCAAAUUGCAGAAAGAAAAGGGGAAUCAUCCAAGAUGUAACUGCAUACAGUGACUAUGCAGAUAUCUUUAUCACAUUCACUUUCGGGGCAGAAAGCUACUGUGACUUGUUCUCUUCUCCUACCCCACCCCCCAGCUGUUUUCAAUUUCUCUUCUCUGGAUUUGAACUCUGACAGAAAUAAGCCACCAGUCUUUGAGGAGAACGGUAGUUCUUUGCAUAAACAGUCCUGUUCACUAGCAUCAGUUUAAACAAGUGUUUGCUGAUAAUGCUCCAAAAAUAGAUACCUCUGUACCUUUACUGAAUUUGGAUUAAAUUGUCCCAUAGUCUGCUGCAGAAAGGGAUGCGGGUGGCGCUGUGGGUUAAACCACAGAACCUAGGGCUUGCCGAUCAGAAGGUCGACGAUUUGAAUCUCCUCAACGGGGUGAACUCCCGUUGCUCAGUCCCUGCUCCUGCCAACCUAGCAGUUCGAAAGCACGAAGUGCAAGUAGAUAAAUAGGUACCGUUCUGGCAGGAAGGUAAACAGCGUUUCCGUGCGCUGCUCUGGUUCGCCAGAAGUGGCUUAGUCAUGCUGGCCACAUGACCCGGAAGCUGUACGCUGGUUCCCUCAGCCAGUAAAGCGAGAUGAGUGCCACAACCCCCGAGUCGUCCACGACUGGACCUAGUGGUCAGGCGUCCCUUUACCUUACCUGCUGCAGAAUAAAAGGAUACAAAGAGAAGACGAGAGAGAGAGAGAGAGAGAGAGAGUACCUAUGAAACUACAAAUGUGCCUAUUUUUAAAUACUGUAUCUGUUUUCACUGAAGCUCCACCAUGGCUCUCCUCCACUCACUUUUGCAUCAUUUUGCUGCUUUAUUGUGGCCUGCAGAAAGCAAAGAACUACCUAUCACUAAAACCAAUGAGGGUGUGUGUAUAGAAAGUGGAAUCCUCUUAAGGAUCAGUUUUAAACCUGCUUUUUUUAACUUGCUCAUUAAUGACCUAGACUUAGAAUUUUGCCGACAAUGGCAGAGGUUUUGAGAGGAGUCCCAAAGGCAUAUCUGCAAAUUGCAGGGAACUUGUCAUUAAAACUGCAAAUGCAGUUGCUGCUGCUGCUGUUUUUAUUAUUAAAUUCUUAACCUGCCCAAUAUAAGCAAGUGUAUAUCAGUGCACAUUUGGGCAAAAAAAGCCUCAUUUAUUUUAACUAUAUUUAUUUAUUUAAAAAUUAUAAACUGUUCUACAUUCAAAUAAUAAGUGGUACAGUAUAUUAACAUGUGUCACAGAUGUACUAAUGGGAUCCAAACUGGCAGUGACUGACCAAGAUGGAUAUGGCACGAGGCAGUGGAUGGGUUGUGCAGGUUUGAGGUACAACAUAGCUCGUUGAACCUGUGCAAUCCACUAGCGCAGACAUAAUUUUCUUUCUUCACAUAGACAUUUAUUGCUUCACUACUAGUUUUCUUCUCCCACCCCCCACCUCUGUAAUGCUUCAGAAACUGGCUGCGCUUCUGAUCAAGUUUCUGGAGAGGGUGCUGCAGCCAUCCUGCCAGGUCACCUGUUUGGAAAGCAUACGGAUCCUGUCCCGAGACAAAAGCUGCCUUGGCCCUUUCACAACCAUGGAAGGCCUGAAGACGCUGGCCAGGCACGCGGGGAUUGAUUACGCAGAAGAGCAGAUUCUGGAGGUUCCAGACCUUGAAGUGAUCCUGGAGGCGCUGAAGUGUCUCUGCAACAUUGUCUUCAGCAGUCCCCGGGCUCAGGAGCUGACCUCCGAAGCCCGGUUCGUGGUGGGCCUCACAGACCGCAUCAAACUCUACAACGAGAGAAACCUCCCGCACGAUAUAAAGUUCUUUGACUUGCGCCUUCUCUUCUUGCUGACGGCAUUGAGGGUGGACAUCCGGCAGCAGCUUGCGCAGGAGCUCCGUGGGAUCGGUCUGAUGACAGAUACCUUGGAACUGACCCUGGGAGUCAAGUGGCUAGACCCUCACGAGGUAGCUGCUGAGGGGAACCCUUCUGCUCCUUUACCUCGGCAGGAGGUGGAGCGUGCCAUGGAGAUCCUGAAAGUGCUCUUCAAUAUCACAUUUGACACCAGCAAGAGGGAGGUAGAUGAGGUAAGACACUCAGAGGGAGCUUUUCGUAGCUCAAUUUUGUGAUGUAUUUCUGUUUUUAUGUACCUGUUUCUUUCAUCCAUGAUUCCUGUGCUUAUAGACACCAUUUAAGAAAGGAAGGGGGCAAGUUGCCUUAGUUCACCCCACCCCCCUGCAUUUCUGACUUGUUCUGUGGGAGCACCUAUAUAUUUGGUCAAUUCUGCUCAUGCCCACUGGCUGACUCUUGUUAUAAACAGGCCUAUUUAUCAACAUACAAAAGCACAAAUUCCUGCACACUCGAAGCCAAUAAAAAAGAAAGGCUAAAUGAAUGAAAACAUUCAUUUCUAAAAUGUGUUUACUUCCACAGUCCUGAUCUAAAACAUAGUAAAAUCAGAUAUUUUACAAUCUGUUGGAAUCUAUUUUUCAGCAAUGCAUGGCAACUCAAGAAAGAAAGCCUAGUAUUGUGGGUGUUGAGGUGUAAGCAGCAGUGUUGGCAGUGUCUGUUUACUAACUAAAUGUGGAUGAAAACCUAGCAGAUCAAGCUAUUUAAAAAUCCAGAGUCUCUCUCACUUUCUGGAUUAGUAAUGAACUGUGAGCUCAGGGAGACUUGUGAAGGAUAUAAUUCCUGCGUGUAUAUUUUAUACUAUUUAUUUAUUUCAUCAAAUUAUAUACAGUGGUACCUCUGGUUACGUACUUAAUUCAUUCCAGAGGUCUGUUCUUAACCUGAAACUGUUCUUAACCUGAAGCACCACUUUAGCUAAUGGGGCCUCCCGCUGUGCUGCCGCCGCUGUUCUCAUCCUGAAGCAAAGUUCUUAACCGGAGGUUACUAUUUCUGGGUUAGCGGAGUCUGUAACUUGAAGCGUAUGUAACCUGAAGUGUAUGUAACCUGAGGUACCACUGUACUGCUUGAUUGUAGAAAUCCUCAACAAAAUUACUUUUGGUUUUCUGCUCUGAUAUUUUAUGAUGUGAGUUUAUAAACCUUUAAAAAUAUAAAUAAAUGAAACAUGAAGCAGCAGAAGAGAGGGUAAAGUGUGGCAGAAGAAAUAUAGAUACCUCUGUAGGGAAACAAUAUUUGCAUCUGGAGUUCUGCAUUAAGAAAAUAUUCCAGAUUCAGCAACCAGACAAUCCAAAUUCCAUGACUGGAUUAAAAAAAAUUUUUUUUUGCAAUUUGCCUUGUUUGUGUAUGUAUAAAUUAAUUAAUUUAAUUUAACCGUUAUAUUCUUGCUGCCUAAUUUAAUUGUUGUUUUGCAUAAUUUUACAUUGUGGGGAAAGAGAAGGAAGAAUGCAGCUUAGAAAAAAAUGUGGGAGCAUAAUCAAGACACCCAGAGAGAAGGAUAAGGGGUCAAGGGAAGAAAGAAAUGCUGAAUGAAGGAGUCUCGUACUACUUCAUUCAGCCCUACUUUGGUUACUAUUCCCACAUUUCUCCACAAAACGGUGCCAGGAACUCUCUGUUAAGGGCUGUAUUCUGAGCAGGGUACUUCAGCGAUGCACAUUUUUAGUUUCCUUGGGCACAGUUUUUCUUUGGACUAGAAUUCCAUUCCAUUUUGAGAACGUACUGUAAAGCGUAGCUUUUUGCAACCAACAGACUGUGCACAAGAGAGAGAUGUUCCUUUCUCAUAAUCAGGCUUUUCAUUGUGUUUUGGGGCCAGGAAGAUGCUGCUCUGUACCGACGCCUGGGUGCCCUCCUCCGUCACUGCCUGAUGAUUUCAGCAGAUGGUGAAGAUCGGACAGAAGAAUUUCACAGGUGAUUAUCCUGGUGAAAAGCUUGGAUUGGCUGGGAAAACAAAAAACAUUAUCGUGACCGCCAUACAGCUUGGGUAUUCAAGAAUCUGGGGGUCAGGUCUAUUUGACACAGUUAGUACCUAAGAACUUUAGUUGCUGAUACUGAUUGAUAUAGUGCUACCUGCACUUCUGUAUGGGGGGGCGGGGGAGCGUGCCACAUCGGGUACUAUUUGGAGAAUGGGUGCCAUUGUGGCUGCCCCCGGGGACACGCAACCCUGGGAUGUGCACCACGCCCCCGCAGGCAACGCGCCACGCCCCCGGGACACGCACCAGCCAUGCCCACACCUGUUCUCCGCUUCAGGGGCUGCCACAUGUUGCUUCGCCACUGGCUACUGGUGGUUGUUGUUGAAGAUGAUAUAGUACAUGGCACUUUAUAAAGAAUUAGUUUGAUAUAAUCUAAAAAUGGACAUCAGAAAACAGCAAAGGAAGGGAAGAGAAAAUUGAGGCAGUACAUGGGAGAAGUAAAUGCUAUUGUUAAAUGUUCUCAGGAGUGUUUAUAGUCUUGUCACGAUGCCAAGGCAAGGAUAGUUCUGGGUCUUGUUCCCGUGGUGCUUGAAAAUGGAAAUUAACUAGAUCUUUGUCAGGUUUUAAACAACAAAACAAAAUGAUUCCUUGCUGGUGUGGAGGCUACUUCCUUUGCAUAUUUUGUCUUGCAUUGCAUGUUCAGCCACACAGUCAACCUUCUGGGCAAUCUGCCUCUCAAGUGUCUGGAUGUCCUGCUGGCCCCCAAGGUGCACCCGGGCUCGCUUGAAUAUAUGGGAGUCAACAUGGAUGCUGUCAAUGUUCUGCUGGAUUUCCUUGACCGACGUCUUGACAGGGUGGGUGAAAAGUUCCUCAUUGCCUCACACCCACAUUUACUUCAGAUUCUUUUCAUGCAGCCAAUGAAAUACACUGUAAUAUUUCUUAGAGAGGAAGGGGGAACUACAGAGUGUUACAGGUUUUGGUGCGUACCCUGAAUUUCUUAUACCAUAAAGUUUCAUCUGAGAAAAGGGAUGGGUUAUAAGGUAUAUCUACUCCAUGGGUGGAGCCAGGAUUUAUUUUUUGUGGGGGGAGAGACUUUUUGUGGGGGGUCGUGACAGAACAGAUAUAUCUGCAAUGCAAUUGGUCAGUUAGUUAAGUAUUUCUAUUUAUUUAUUUACUUCAUUGGGGAGGGCAGCUGCCCCCCUCACCUCUCUGGCUAUGCCUAUGAUCUACUCCAGGCAUCCCCAACCUGCGGCCCUCCAGAUGUUUUGGCCUACAACUCCCAUGUUCCCUAGCUAACAGGACCAGUGGUCAGGGAUGAUGGGAAUUGUAGUCCAAAACAUCUGGAGGGCCGAAGGUUGGGGGUGCCUGAUCUACUCUGAUGAUUUAUUAUGUUGCCUGCAGCUGAGCUGCCAUUUACCUGCUCUGUUUCAGAGAAAGGAAACUAGUGUUUUUAGAUCCUUCCAUAAAAAAAAUUGUACUCUGGUGUAUUUUUUCCCUACAUGGGAAACAACAUGGCUGUGAUUAUUAUUACCACCUUCUUUUUUGUGGGCUCUUCUAUAGGGUCACAAGCUUAAGGAGAGCCUGACCCCUGUGCUGAACUUGCUGACUGAGAGUGCUCGAGCCCAUCGGCAGACCAGGAAAUUCCUUAAAGCUAAGGUACUGUAUUUAAAUUACGUAGGAUCCUAAGCAAUAAUGCUUCCAUUGAUCCAGCAAAAAUGUAAGGCAAGUCCCACCCAUGCCAUCAUUCUGGAAAUAUAUACUGUAGAAAUACUGAAAUUGUCACCUAAGGUUGUGUGUGAUCCUAUCGUUUUGAAAAAUGCUUUGAAUCCCUUGCUAUGAGUGUGAGUGGGCAUGUGUCUGCCUAAUGUAAAAGUGGCAAAAGUCACCAUGAUGGUUUCUGCAAAGAUGUAGUGGCACUUUUGGAGCAAUAUUUACAGGGCCUUAUGAAAACCAACGUAAUAGGAAGGCCUUUUAAAAUAACUCUUCCCUUUCCAUGGGAUUGCAGGUACUCCCUCCACUGCGGGAUGUGAAAAAUAGACCGGAGGUGGGGAACUUGUUGAGAAAUAAGCUUGUGCGCCUCAUGACUCACAUUGACACUGAUGUCAAGCACUGUGCUGCGGAAUUCCUCUUUGUUCUCUGCAAGGAGAGUGGUGUGUGCCUUUCCAUGUUCUAUUUCAUCUAGUGAAGGUUGUCUUGUAACAUUGUAUGUCUGACAUUGUAUGUUACAAUGUCUUGUAACAUUGACUGUCUGAAAACGCAAUUGAGUGAAUAGACUGAUCCAUCCAACUUCGUAACUGCUGAAAGACUCAUAGCACUGGGGUAGACAGACAGAAUAUGUUUUAAUGGUGGCUUGGCUGCUAAGAGCUGAGGCAAUUCACUUAUGAGUCAUAAGGCAAAAUUACAUAUUGCCUGGGUAAGGGUGGAAUGAAACAGAACCAAAUAAUUCACCCUAAACAUUCACUGACUAGAGAUACACUUAGGAAAGAAAAAUAUUUGUUGUAAAAAGGGAGGGAAUUCCAAACUUAAGCUUUGAUAGCCACAUACUUACAUAUUCUCUCUCAAGUUCAAUCAAAGGGCCUCGCUUCACAAUUAGAUCACUCUUUUUGCUGAAUGUUAGGACAAUGGCAACAGUUUUCCCUAUUUUUCCUUUGCAAAGUGACUGUUUCCCUCCAAAUACAUGCACCAGCCCAUAGAUGCCUACAACCAGUCCCAUAUGACAUUUCACACAUUUCUUCUAGUGUGGAUAUUAUAUUUGCUUGAGGUAAAAGCAAUACAAAUAUCUUUAACGGUCAAAGAAGCUGGGUUCCCUGCUGCUACAGGGGUAAGGGGAUUCCCUGGGCCUGUACAGCAGGUGGAGAGUGAGAAGCAAAAGAGGUGAAGUGAAGCAGCUCUGAAUGUGACAGACUUGAGAGGCUUGCAAGAAAUCAUUUCCUUGAAAGGUGGUCCGAUAAGCAAGAGUCAGUUUUAUGAUCAUUUGAAUUCAGCAGUCUUUUCCAGAUUGUUUUUGCAGCAGCAGAAGAAUAUGACCCUUUUGCCUUUAUUUUCCUCAACAGUGUCACGGUUUGUGAAGUACACGGGAUAUGGGAAUGCUGCGGGGCUCCUGGCAGCCCGAGGCCUCAUGACAGGAGGUCGGACAGAAGGAGAAUACUCUGAGGAUGAAGACACUGAUACAGAGGAAUACAAGGAGGCAAAACCCAAGUAUGGACCCCCUUGUAUGCAUUGCUUCCUUAAGUAUUGCCUUUUCUUCUACUUUUGGCACAAGUCCUUUUCUUGUUAACUUUUCCUCACUCAACCCAUUACUCUUUUUUUCUUUCCAACGUUCUUAUUGGCAUGAUGUUCAUUUCCUUGUGUUUAAUACUGUGGUUAUCUGCUUCCAUGCCUAAUGGCCUUAUUCACUGCCUGCCACAUCUUCACAGUUGCAUGUCUACACCAACAGCUUUCCCCUAUAAUCUGCUGCAGAGAAUCACAAACCUUUGUUUUGAACUCCAUUUAUAGGUGGCUGUAUGUACGAAAGCUUCUCUGUCAUGAAAGAGGUUCUGACUCCUCCCCACUCCCAUUUAUCUUGGUUGCUUUCUCUCUUCCUAUCCCUUGUCCCGUUCCUCCCAUCCCCUUCAUUAGCAGAUGAUUCUCCCUUCUAUUCCAAAUAUAUACAGAAUUUCCAUCAUUCACGAUUAAAUCCAUCUUGCGGAUUUCUUUGGUUAACUGUUUUAUUAGCACAAACUUCACAAUCCCAUGUCAAUGUUCUUUCCUUCUGCUACCCCUUCCCAUUUUCUCCUGCUCAUCAUUUAUAUUGUGAUACAUGUGAAUGCAUUUGCACAUAUAGAAAAUUUAUUAAAGUAGGGACUAUUGAAAUUCAGAGGAGGGAGAAGUGAACAUUACUGGGAAAGGGGUGAAGAUUAGAACCUGGACAAUGAGAGGGAUAAGAUUGAACUGAACUGAGUAAAGAGUGCUAUUCUGGACACUUUGGGGAUAGAGACACAAAAGCACCUUGUAUUCUCAUGUUAAAGGUGUAUGUCUGUAAUAGGCAUGUGAAUUAAAGCACUAGAUUGCUGGACUGCUAACCUCCUCCUCUUCCCCUGCUUCCACAAUAACCAGUCCCAAUGGGCAUCAAAACUGCCAUGCAUGUCAGUAGGGGGAUUGCCACAGAAUCCUGUGCCAUUUUCAAUUUUUUAGUAGUAUUUGGUUUUAGGUAGCAUGUAGUGCUGAAGAAUGUUUGCUACAUCUCUGGUACAGUCAACAGUCAUUAUGCCAGUGGUCAGUAUAUCUGCUUUUUAAAUGAACAUGCUUCUGCCUUCUUUCUGUGUGUUGUUGUUUUGACUGACUCGUACAGCAUUAACCCUAUAACGGGACGUGUGGAGGAGAAACUUCCCAACCCAAUGGAGGGGAUGACAGAUGAGCAGAAAGAGGUUGAAGCAAUGAAACUGGUGAACAUGUUUGACAAACUCUCAAGGUACCAUGAGAUAGAUUUAUCUGGAAGUGGGUCAGCAGUUUGAAGAGCAGGCUAAAAGAGGUCAACCAGUUAAAAUCAAAGGUUCUGAAAUUCCAAGCUCAUUGUGACUUCAAACGAAUAAUUUCUGAAUUGUUGAAUUACAUUUGACCUCUUUUAUCCUCCAAAUCAUUGGACUGUCUUAGAUUGUGAGCUCCUAGGAAAGAGGACUAUUAACAUCAAGAAAGGCCAUUGAAAACAGCCAUGAGCCUGUUAGGUAGCACAGGAUAUCAAUAUGAUUUUGUCCAUCAAGCCAUUAUGUGUUAAUAGUCACUGAAUGGGAAUGAAAUGGAACCAAUUGUCUGAAAGAAUCAAAGGAGUGAAGUACUGCCCUGGCAUCAGUGGUGGCUAAUGGGGUAGCAUUGCUUUUUUGGCUUCCCAAUGCUGUGCAUCACUGUGAGUUACUAAGAGGUGGAGGGGGGGCAUGGCAGCAGGGUGCUCAGCACAGUGUGGGUGCCAAUCCAUGCACUGUGUCAAGCUCCCUGUUGGCUUUACCUCCUCUCAUGGUAACCAGCAGCUACACUGGAUUUCCAUCACUUGGUGACAGUAGGGCUUCACUCACUGCCUUCAGAUGUGGUUGCUGGAAUGAAAUAGUGUGCAUCUCAUAUUUAAAAAAGCAUUUAGACUGUUUUGUAACUGCUAGUGGACUAGGAAAAUUAUAUUGAACUUAGUGGCAAGCAACAGGAAGGCAAUGACAGGUGACCAUACCAAAAGGGUGCUGGUAUUCUGGCCUUUUGACUACUGGAAUUAGAGUAGCAGGGCUUGGAAAAUGUUGACCAUGUAUCAUUAAGUUUCUUCCUCAACAGUGAGGAUUGGAAAUAUUUGUGCUGGAAAAUGAACACCUUGGAUAAACUGGGUAUGAUGACUGGGAAUAAUGGAAAUCUGCACCCUGGGGGAUUGCACACCACUUACCUACAGUAUACAUUUGAAUGUCAUCUCCACAAAGUUCAUUCUGCAGGCUAUGUAGUGAUAACUCUGGCUAGCUGCUAGUAGGAAGUACUAUUGCAAAGGCAGAUGGCAGCUAAUGCCACCCAUUCUCCUUCCCAGCAGGCAUUCACUCUACAGUAGUUGUUCAUACAUCAUUUAAGAGUAGUGUGGGCAGGAGUCCAGGAUCUACCUAAGGAGUUCAAAUGACAUCUUGCUGAGCAGCCGUCAGUCUAUUUUUGCAGAUGCCCCAUGUUUCCAGUGUGCAUUAGACAGACAGAAAUGCUAGUCUGAGCAUUUCAUUAAUGGUAUUUCCACUACAAUGUCACUUUCUUUUGCUGCUGACGUGGCCUAAUCAGAAGGACCCCUGAGGCAUUUUCCAGCUAGAUUAGCGGAGAAAGAUUUUGGAGCAAUCACUUCCUGGGUUUCCAGUGUAAUUUUAGCAUUGUUACAAACUUGCAUUUGGACCUUAACUUCUCUGAAAAUCACACCCUUAUACUUUUCCAGGAUGUAUGUCAUGAAGGUUCAGAAAGGCUGAUAAUUAGCAUUUGGUGCAUGGCUAAUGUGCCCUUUAACUAGUGAUGAAGCCAAAAAUAGAGCUGCAGUGCACCGUAAAAUGAAGGAAAAGCCUUCAUUAGCAAGCUAGUCUCCACAUUUCCCACUGAGUUUCAAACAAAAAAUAUUUUCCUUUCAGUGGAAAUGGUUCAUCAUAUAAAUUGAUUUCAGUCAGAAUGUAGGCAGUUCUGUUCAGGUUUCUGAGCAUGAAAAACUGCUUUCUGGCUAAAAAUGGAGAGUACAUCCUCGCUACCCAAGAAAUCUAAACAACACUCUUAGAUUUGACACACUGAUUAUACAGUAUUUCAUUUACAUUUGAUUAAAUGGGAUUAAGAAAAGUACAUUCUGAUUGGAUUCAUUUGUUGUUGCUUAGUAGUUUCUCCUGAAGACUGAAAAAUGUUCUUCGUAUUUGGAAUCCACUGACCAAGUUCCCUUGAUGGACUAAAAGGGCCCUAGGAGAUAGAAAAGCAGUGGAAAAGUCAUUCCACUUGAUCCUUAAAGGUAGCUCAGUGACUGAGCACAUGCUUUGCUAAUGGCACCAGAUUCAGUUCCUACAAUCUCCAAUCUUAGGUGCCUGAAAAGAAAUCUGCCUAACAACCUGAUGAUCUGUAGAUUGUUGGGUUACUGUAGAUUGUCAUAUAAAACCAGUAGUAAUUGAAUCUCAUCCGAAAGCUUCAAAUUCUCUUCUAGAAAUGUUAAUAGAGCAACAUCUGUAGUUGAGCAAAUUUGUCCAUGGUGUGAGUAUUUAUAUUCUGGAUGUGAGCAAAGCAGUGUCAGCACAUGUACCAGAUGCCAAACUGAGGGAGGGUUGGGGCUGUUCUUACUGGUGGUGGUAUGUAUGGCUAUUUUAUACUAUUUCUGCUAGGAUCAACAAAUGAAUUACAUUUCUCAAAGUGGGCAUACUACUGGUCUGUCCUUAAUGUAGGCUUCUUUCUCUAAGAAUGUUAUCAUGAGGAGCCCCUCUCUGACUGUGCUAUUUCUCCUUUCCAUUGCAGACAGCGAGUCAUCCAACCAAUGGGGGUCAAUCCAGAUGGCAAUUUAACGUCUCUCAAUGUAACCUCCUUGGAGGAUGCUGUCCAUCAGAUAUCUGAGGAGAGGUUAUCAUCUGACUCUGACUUGGAAUUGGACUGAAAAAACAUUUCCUGUUCCUCAAAAACCUAUGGACCCUCUAUUCUCUCUCUGUAACAGGUGCUGUAUCAGGAGACCAGUCCCAAGAAAAGACUUCCCAUGGGAUGGAUCUCCACCGCCCAGAGUGGUAUAACAUCUGUUUCUUCUCUAGCUCUAUAACACUCCUACCUUAGAGAGCUCUUUACAGCUUAGCUCUUUUGAUCUGUUUUCCCUCUGUGUCCACAAGAUUAUUACACUCCGAUUCCAGGGAUUUUUGAGCAGAAAUUUCAUGGAGGGAAGGGCAAUCUCUUAUUAUAUCAUGGAGGUUUAGUAGCACUUAAGGGUGCUGUGAGUGCACUGCAGAGUUACUUGUAUGGGACUAAAAUGUGAUACACACAGGUGAUAUAUAUGUGUGUGUGCGUGUGCGCGCGUGCAUUGAUACUUGUGCAAAGCACAUAAUGCAGCAACCAUACAGCGUGGUGGUGUUUAAAACACACGGAUACUCUUGGCAAAUGUAAAUGUCUAUUUGCAUACACGACUGGGGCAUAUUAAUAGAAUAUAGAAAUGUGUGAACAAUGAGAAGCCUGCAUUUUUUUUACAUGUGAAAUGCAAGAAAGCAUACUCCUGGAGGCAUAUAAGUGCAAUGUGUGUGGCAAUCAGUCACAUAUUUUGGCAGUUCCUUUAAGACACAUUACAUGUGUAUGGAAACAUGCAGGUAAGGAAACGUGCAUUGUUGAAAUAGUAUGUAUAUGUGUGGUAUGUGUCCAUUAUCUGAGAUAAUGUGCAAAACUCUGAGAUAUCCUUUGCUCACAGCGACAUUAAUGUUUGCGUUUGCUGAUAAUUUGGGGCCAGGAGGCCUCUAAUCCCCACUAUAACCUUGACACCAUGCUCCUCUUUCUACCAUGUUUAGUUUCUGGACUACUCUCACUCUCUGUGCUCUUCAGACAAAAGGCGGUGACCAAUUGCUUAACUGCACUCUAAAUCUGCUUCAGUUCCCCUAUAUCCACAGCACUCUGCAUUCACCCUGUUAUGUACCUUCAUCCUGAUCAUAGGCUUUUCUGUUUAAAAAAAGCAGCCUCCAUCUCCUACUUUGUUUCCAACUUUGCCAACAGUUUCUGAACUUAGCACAAAUAUAAAGAUUUUCACUAGAAUAAAUGAAGCCUUCAGAUAACAAUA
Messenger RNA from Podarcis lilfordi (Lilford's wall lizard), 23058 nucleotides. The record is from the annotation of a GenBank genome assembly. Lineage: Eukaryota; Metazoa; Chordata; Lepidosauria; Squamata; Lacertidae.